This is a messenger RNA of Guillardia theta CCMP2712, 465 nucleotides long. RefSeq lists its product as hypothetical. NCBI's taxonomy places the organism in Eukaryota, Cryptophyceae, Pyrenomonadales, Geminigeraceae. The transcript has a single exon. The annotation marks the transcript as partial. Gene Ontology annotation, molecular function: protein binding. The record is from RefSeq and is a predicted model, not a curated record.
GAGAAAGACGAACUUGAGUGGACCAUCCUCCAUGUUGCAUGCUUCUAUGGGAAUACCGAGUUGGUUGAAUUCAUUCUGCAGCAAGCAGGCUCGAGAAUUCUAUCUGAGAAGGUAGCCGGUGGAGGGACCGCCCUUCAUAUUGCUUGUGAGAACGACAACGUGGACGUGGUCAGUCGGAUCCUUGCAGAAGGAGGCGAAAGUCUUCUCUUUGAAGGAGACGAGAUGGUUCAGACGGCUUUGCACGUCGCAUCACGAGUUGGUAACUGUGAAAUAGCCGAGUACCUGUUAACGCGUGGUGGCAAGAAGCUCCUCAUGCUUCAGGAUGCGAAGGACCGUACCGCCAUGCACUACGCUGCAGCAGGAGGGCACGAGCAACUUUGUCGAAGCUUCAUAGAGUGCGGAGGAAGGGGCAUCUUGGACAUGAGGGACUACAAGGGUCGCACUUGCCUGCAUGUAGCUGCACAG